This is a messenger RNA of Rotaria sordida, 2661 nucleotides long. Lineage: Eukaryota; Metazoa; Rotifera; Eurotatoria; Philodinida; Philodinidae. The record is from the annotation of a GenBank genome assembly.
AUGACAAAAUAUACCAGCAUCAAUAAAUCAAUUAUAAAUUCGUCUAGUGCUACGGAAAAUUAUAUUAUUAUUUGGUUAGAUUCAGAUAUUAAUCAUACAAAUGAAAAUACAAAAAAUUCAUUUCAUAGUAUUAAACAUAUGAUUAAUUCUUUUGAAACAUUUAAUAAUAUUGAUGAAUGUAGUAAUUAUUUUAAGACAAUUAAUAAUGAACAAAUAUUUCUUAUUAUUGUCGAUUCAUUUGAUCAACAACAUAGUCAUCUUAAUAAUCUUAUUAAAGAAACAAUUCAAAUCAAUUCCGUUUAUAUAUUUUCUAAUGAUCCAUUAAAAGAAAAAUCUUGGGAAGAUGAAUCUAAAAAAAUAAAAGGAAUAUUUACGGAAAUUAAAUCUAUUAUUAAUGUAAUUGAACAAAAUAUUAAUUCAUCUAAACAGAAGUAUUCAACUACUAGUAUCAUUUCUAUGGUAGAUAUGAAUUUUGAUGAACUUCAUCCAUCAUAUAUGUAUUCAAAAUUACUUAUAGAAAUUAUUCUUAAAAUUAAUUAUGAUAAUAAAGCAAAAAAAGAUUCAUUUGAUUAUUGUCGAAAAUAUUAUGCUGAUGAUAAUGUAAUGUUAAAAGCAAUUGAUGAAUUUGAACAAGAUUAUCAAAAUCAUUCACCAAUUUGGUGGUAUACUAAAGAAUCAUCUAUCUAUAUAUUACUUAAAAAUGCUUUAAUGACAGAUAAUAUUGAUAUGAUGAUUAAAAUGGGAUUUUUUAUACGUGAUGUUCAUCAAAAUAUUAAAAAUAUCUAUUCUCAAAUUGAUCGAACUGUAAAAUUUAUUGUUUAUCGUGGACAUGAAAUGUUAGAUGUUGAUUUUGAUAAAUUUAUUAAAUAUAAAGGUGGUCUUUUUUCGUUUCAUGGUUUUUUAUCAACAAGUACAAAUCAAGAAACAGCUCUUAAUUUUGCAAAUACUGCUAAACUUUAUGAUAACAAAAUAGGAAUUCUAUUUGAAAUGAAUAUCGAUCCAUUGAUGUGUUCCAUUCCAUUUGCUUCUUUAGAUAAGACAAGUUAUUAUUUAGAAGCAGAAAAUGAAGUUUUAUUUGCUACACAUAGUAUUUUUAGAAUUGGGGAUAUGAACCAAAUUGACGAUCGAUUAUGGAAAGUCAAUUUAACAUUAACUUGUGACAUGGAUGAACAAUUGAAAAUUUUAACUUAUCAUAUACGAAAUGAGAUUCAAGGUAUAACUCCUUGGCAUUCUUUAGCUACAUUUUUGUAUAAAAUGGGUAAAUAUGAUGAAGCUAUAGAAAUCUUCAAUAGAAUAGUAGAGGUAACUAAUGAUAACGAUAAUGAAAAAUUUAUGACUACAUUAUCUUCUACUUAUAAUAAUAUUGGUUUAAUGUAUGAUUCAAUGGGAAAUUAUUCUGAUGCACUGUCAUGGUAUGAAAAGGCACUUGAAAUACAAAGUAAUUCUCUUCCUUCUGAUCAUCCAUCAUUAGCUACUGUCUAUGAUAAUAUUGGUAUGGUAUAUCGAUCAUUAGGAGAUUAUACAACGGCACUUUCAUAUUGUGAAAAAACACUUGAAAUACGAUUGAAAUCUUCUUCAUUAGAUCAAAUAUCGUUAACCAAUGUUUAUAGUAAUAUUGGUAUGGUAUAUGAAUCAAAAGGAGAUUAUUCAAAUGCUCUUUCAUACUAUGAAAAAGCUUAUGAAAUUCAAAAAUCUUCUUUUCCACUUGAUCAUCCAUCUUUGACUCUUAGUUAUAAUAACUUCGGUGGAAUAUAUAGUUUAAUGGGAAACUAUUCAAAUGCAUUGUUAUAUUAUACAAAAAUAAUUGAAAUUCAAGAAAAAUCUCUUCCAUCUUAUCAUCCAUCAUUAGCAUUUACGUAUAAUAAUAUUGCUCAUGUAUAUCAAUUAAUGGGAAAAUAUACUAUUUCACUUUCAUACUAUGAAGAAUCACUUAAAAUUCAAGACAAAAUUUCUUCACCAAAUCAACUUUCAUUAGCAAGUACAUAUAACAAUAUUGGUUUAAUACAUCGAUUUAUAGGAAAUUAUCCAAUUGCACUUUCAUAUUUUGAGAAAACAUUAUUAAUUGAAGAGAAAUCUCUUAAAUCAGAUCAUCCAUCAUUAGCUCUUACCUUUAAUAAUCUUGGUACAGUAUAUCAAUCCAUGAAAGAAUACUCAACUGCACUUUUAUACUAUAAAAAAACAUUAGAAAUAUGGCAAAAAACUCUUCCGUCAAAUCAUUCAUCUUUAGCUGCUAUUCAUAAUAAUAUGGGUAGUGUAUUUGAUUCAAUGGACGAUUAUAAACAAGCACUUUCAUAUUAUGAGAAAUCAAUUGAAAUUCAACAAGCAUCAUCAUUUACAAAUCAUCUAGAUCUCGCUAGUACAUAUAAUAAUAUAGGUGAAGCAUAUAGAUCAAUGAAAGAUUAUCCAAAUGCAUUAUCAUACUAUCAAAAAACAUUAGAAAUCGAACAGAAAUAUCUAUCUAGUACUAAUCCAUCAUUAGCUUUUACUAUGAGUAAUAUGGCUGUAGCACUUGAGGCUAAUAAUCAAUAUGAAGAAGCAUAUGAAUAUGCUGAACGUGCUGUUGAUAUUUUCUGUCAAGCAUUUGGACCUAAUCACUCUCAAACAAUAGUAAAUCAAAAAUAUUGCGAUCAACUACGUCAAAAACUGUUACCAGUAAACUAA